AUGGUGGACACAAGUUAUCUUGCGCAGCAGGUUAAUAAUAGUAUUGCCCAGCUGCACGGUCUCUUCGAUGAGAUCGGUGUCCCUGAUCAUGAGCGCGAAGCUCGAGAAUCUGAGCUGUUCUCAGCAUUGUCUGAAGCACUCAAUAGCCAAGUGCGACUAGUCAAUUCAGAAAAGAAGGAGAUGGUCGACGAGGCAAAGAAGAUCAUUACUAUGAUUCACCAAAUGGAAGCAUCUCUGGACGACUCAAAACGUCGCCGCGACUAUGAAGACGACGAUGACUUGACCAUCACAUACCCUCUCACACAAUGCCUCCAACAACUGAAGGAGAAGCAUAUACAAAUCAGUCGCCUCCAUAAGGAGCGCUUCGAGCAAGUCAAGAAACUCGUCAUGGCCCUCGAAUCCUAUUCAUCUCACCUCGAGCCCACAUUCGUCCAAAUCCCCUUACCGCCCACAGGGCCUAACCAGUCCAUCCCUCCCAACUUUGACCUUUCUUCCACCUACGUUGACAAGCUCGACAACGAGUUCACCCGAGUUUAUGAGGAGUAUUCUCGUCGCAUCGCUACUGUUCAAGCCCUUGCCGACCAGACGAUUGGCCUCUGGGCUGAGCUUGGCAUUCCCCAAGCGCAACAAGAUGGCGCUAUCGUCAAGUACUAUCGCGAUGCUCCUGAGCAACUUGGCCUCCAUGAGGAGGACAUCAACCGACUCCGCUCCAAGCGCGACAGACUCUCAGAUGAGAAGAAGAACCGUGAGAAGAAACUCAAGGAGCUAAGAUCUUCCGUCGAAGCUCUAUGGAUCAAGCUCGGUGUUGACGAGAGCGAGACCAAGCCAUUCCUUAAUGCGAACCGUGGCUGCGGUGUGCGACAGAUCAAUGAAUUUGAGGACGAGCUCGCGCGAUUGAACGAGCUCAAGCGUCAAAACCUCCACCUUUUCGUCGAAGAUUCCCGCAUCAAGCUUCAAGAACUCUGGGAUGCGUUAUACUUUUGCGAGGAUGAGAUGCUUGAGUUCACACCUGCCUUUUCCGACGUCUAUAGUGACGCUCUUCUGGAGGCUCAUGAGCGAGAAAUUGCCCGAUUGGAAGCCCUCAAGGAACAGCGGGCGCCUACGCUGGCACUCAUUGAUAGACACAAGAGUUUGAUUCAGGAGCGCGAUGAUCUCGCUGCCUCCAGUCAGGAUGCAUCGCGACUCAUGGCACGCGGUCAGAAAGGUGAGAAGCGAGAUCCUGGCAAACUGCUCCGCGAGGAGAAGAUGCGAAAGCGUAUCGCCAAAGAACUCCCUAAGAUCACUGCCGAUCUACGCAAGAUACUUUCUAAAUGGGAAGACGAAUAUGGGCGACCUUUCCUCGUGUAUGGUGAGAGUUACUUGGAUGAAAUUGAGGCUUCUGAUGGACCAAAGAAGGGCGCACUACCGCCCCGUUCUAAGACACCCGCCGGUCCACCUCCCUCAACCAUCAAACCACCCAAGUCUGUGCCAAACCGAGCUGCCACCAAGUCUGCUCCUCCUCGAUCAAUGACCAAAACCCCUACAUCUGGCAUGCCUCCCAAGCGACCUGGACACCAAGCUACGGGUUCCAUUUCUAGUAUACCUGGAAGCCCCGCAAGGAGUCCAUCGCGAAUCCCUGCUCGAGUUCCGCUAUCAAACAUGAAGCACGGAAACAACUCUCCCGAACGGCCACGUGCUGAAUCGCGAGCUGAUACCUUCCGACCUGGCCCUCCUUUGAUGCGAGCACCUCCUCCCAAGAUGCGUGACUUGAUGGCUAGGGGUGAUCUUGAAGCUCCUAUGAAUCCCUACAAAUCCGUGGGCCUCGCCUCUAGCAUUGUUCGCCAUGUUGAGCCUGAGGAUGUGUAUGAUGAUCGUCCUCGAACAGCGCGAUCCAACUCCAACAAUUCUCAGUAUAGCAGCCAUCCGAGCAACAAUUCCCAGUUCAGUCACCCAAGCAACAACUCUCAAUACUAUAGCGAAGAGAGCUUCCAUGACCCAUAUUCCACCAUCCGCUCACAAGGCUAUCGUCCGAUGGCUCCACCAAGACAGAUCUCUGGCAACUCAAUGGCAUCAACCAACAUCUCUGGAUCUGAAAACUGGGAGACAUACGACGAUAACAGCGAGCCUGAGCUUGAUGUUUCCGAUGCUUACUACGCCAAGUUAAGGGCGACUCGCAAUAAGCGGUUCUCACCUGAGCCAGGCCGACCCACAAGCAGCCAAUCUAAGCGCAUACGCGGAAUACCCCCUACAGCAUCAUAUAAUGGGCCAGUGAUGAUUGAUCAAGAUGGCAACCGCAUCAUUUCAGGCAGUGAAUGGACAGACGAGGAUGCCUACUGA
Molecule: messenger RNA, 2316 nt
Organism: Fusarium redolens
Lineage: Eukaryota; Fungi; Ascomycota; Sordariomycetes; Hypocreales; Nectriaceae
Product: microtubule associated protein-domain-containing protein
Exons: 3
Coding region: 1-2316 (771 amino acids)
Biological process (GO): mitotic spindle midzone assembly; microtubule cytoskeleton organization
Cellular component (GO): spindle; cytoplasm; mitotic spindle midzone
Molecular function (GO): microtubule binding
Source: RefSeq, a predicted model, not a curated record